Messenger RNA from Elephantulus edwardii (Cape elephant shrew), 1641 nucleotides. RefSeq names its product TAF6-like RNA polymerase II, p300/CBP-associated factor (PCAF)-associated factor, 65kDa (gene TAF6L). The record is from RefSeq and is a predicted model, not a curated record. Gene Ontology annotation, cellular component: SLIK (SAGA-like) complex; transcription factor TFIID complex; SAGA complex. The transcript has 11 exons. Bases 10 to 1641 code for a protein of 543 amino acids. Gene Ontology annotation, biological process: RNA polymerase II preinitiation complex assembly; transcription initiation at RNA polymerase II promoter. NCBI's taxonomy places the organism in Eukaryota, Metazoa, Chordata, Mammalia, Macroscelidea, Macroscelididae. Gene Ontology annotation, molecular function: transcription coactivator activity; RNA polymerase II general transcription initiation factor activity; protein heterodimerization activity.
AUCGGGGCCAUGUCAGAGCGAGAAGAACGGAGGUUUGUGGAGAUCCCGCGGGAGUCCAUCCGGCUCAUGGCCGAGAGCACAGGCUUGGAGCUGAGUGAUGAGGUGGCAGCUUUGCUAGCAGAGGAUGUGUGCUACCGGCUCCGAGAGGCCACCCAGAACAGCUCUCAGUUCAUGAAGCACACCAGACGGCGGAAGCUGACUGUCGAGGAUUUUAACAGGGCCCUCAGGUGGAGCAGCGUGGAGGCUGUUUGUGGUUACGGAUCCCAGGAGGCUCUGCCCCUGCGCCCCGCCAGGGAGGGUGAGCUCUUCUUUCCUGAGGACCGAGAGGUGAACCUGGUGGAGCUGGCCCUGGCCACCAACAUCCCCAAAGGCUGUGCUGAAACGGUUGUGAGAGUUCACGUCUCCUACCUAGAUGGCAAAGGGAACCUGGCACCUCAGGGAUCAGUGCCCAGUGCCGUGUCGUCACUCACGGAUGACCUUCUCAAGUACUACCAGCAGGUCACUCGAGCUGUGCUCGGGGAUGACCCGCAGCUCAUGAAGAUUGCUCUUCAGGACCUGCAGACCAACUCUAAGAUUGCAGCGCUUUUGCCCUAUUUCGUGUAUGUGGUCAGUGGGGUGAAGUCUGUAAGCCAUGACUUGGAGCAGCUGCACCGGCUGCUGCAGGUGGCCCGGAGCCUGGUUCGGAACCCACACCUCUGCCUGGGACCCUAUGUCCGCUCCUUGGUGGGCAGUGUCCUCUACUGUGUCCUGGAGCCACUGGCUGCCUCCAUCAACCCUCUCAAUGACCACUGGACUCUGCGGGACGGGGCCGCCCUGCUGCUUAGCCAUAUCUUCUGGACUCAUGGCGACCUCAUAAGUGGCCUCUACCAGCAUAUCCUGCUCUCCCUGCAGAAGGUCCUGGCUGACCCUGUGCGACCUCUGUGCUCUCACUAUGGGGCAGUGGUGGGGCUGCAUGCCCUCGGCUGGAAGGCUGUAGAGCGGGUCCUGUACCCACACCUGUCCACCUACUGGACAAACUUGCAGGCGGUGCUAGAUGACUACUCGGUGUCCAAUGCGCAGGUCAAAGCGGACGGGCACAAGGUCUAUGGAGCCAUUCUGGUGGCCGUCGAACGACUGCUGAAGAUGAAGGCGCAGGCUGCAGAGUCCAGUAGGGGCGGCCCCGGGGCGCGGGGGUGCCGGCGCCCCGACGACCUGCCCUGGGACAGCCUCCUGCUGCAGGAGUCGCCGCCGGGAAGCAGCGCGGAGCCCGGCUUCGGGUCCGGGCUGCUGCUGCCGCCGGGGAGCGUGGGCCCGGAGGAUCCCGCCCCGGCGGUGACCCUGGCGGACAUCUACCGGGAGCUCUACGCCUUCUUCGGGGACAGUCUGGCCACCCGCUUCGGCACCGGCCAGCCCGCGCCCACGGCCCCGCGGCCGCCGGGGGACAAGAAGGAGCCGGCGGCCGCCACGGACUCGGUGCGGAAGAUGCCGCAGCUCACGGCGGGGCGGCGCUGCCGCGGGCGCCUCUUCCAGACGGCCUUCCCCGCGCCGCACGGGCCCAGCCCGGCCUCGCGCUACGUGCAGAAGCUGCCGAUGAUCGGCCGCACCGGCCGCCCGGCCCGCCGCUGGGCGCUGGCCGACUACUCGCUCUACCUACCACUCUAA